AAAGAAAACGACGGCCGAUCGUAAGUUGCUUCACGGAAGCCGUACCUCUGCCCAACGCCAAGGUCAUGCAAAGAAACUGGUUUUUCUCGACUCAGCUGUUCUCCGGGCUUCUGUUGCUCAACAACCCGAAUGAACGCCGCAGCCGGACUGCGGCUUCGAGGGAAAGGGUCGUGCAGUGAUUGUACAGGGGAGGGCACGGAAAUGAGGGACUGCGCGACAUGGAAAAAAAAAAAUAAAACAAAAGGCCACUACUGCCCUUCACGCGUGAGCCCAGACAAGCUUCAAUCGCCCACAACGAAGGAAGGUUUCUUAUCGCAGUGAUACGGAGCGGUGCGGCGGCUGGGAACGCACUGACGAGAAGGGAGAUGGCCAGGCGAGGCCUGUCACUUCGCGGUCGCUACAGUUGAAGCGGGCGCAGUCUGGAGACGAGCACGCGCAGAUGUCGGCCGACAAAGAAUUCUCGGGACGUCUUGCAGUCGUCACCGGAGGAGGCAGUGGCAUCGGCGAAGCCAUCUGCCAUGUGCUGGCCGAGAGAGGUGCCCGUGUCAUCGUAGCCGACAUCAACGUAGAAGCUGCGCAAAGGGUCGCGAAGUCACUGCCGGGGGACCAGGGCCAUCGCGCUGUGGAAGUGGACGUGGGCGAGUCGGCGUCCGUCGAGCGGCUGUUCGAGGCGAUUCAGGGGUUCAGCGGUGGCACACCUGUCAGCAUAAUCGUCAACAACGCCGCCAUUGGCUGUGGCUUCGCCUCGAUAGCUGAUGCUAGCGAAGAGGACUUUGAUCGAAUAAUCAAGACAAAUCUGAAGGGACCGUUUCUUAUGAGCCGUACAGGUAUCCGCCUAAUGCUGGCAGCUGGUGUAAAAGAAGGAGCCGUGGUCAACGUGUCCAGCAUCACUGCCAAGAGUGGAAUGAAGGGCCUCGCAAGCUACGUGGCCUCGAAAACCGGUAUACUGGGCCUGACCAAGUCCAUAGCGCUGGACGUCGCGGGAACGGGCAUCCGAUGCAAUGCAGUGCUGCCAGGUUUCACGGUGACGCCAAUGUCAGACCACCUCACCGCAGAACAGAAGCAGCAACUUACCGCAAACAUACCGCUCAGUCGCCCUGCCCAACCACGCGAGGUGGCACAGGUGGUGGCUUUCCUAUGUGGGCCACACAGUUCGUACAUGGUCGGCUCCGCUGUUGAAGUCUCCGGAGGCGCGAUGAUGUAAUAAAGGCUUCACCGACACCACGCCACAUAA
Dermacentor andersoni is the source of this 1234-nucleotide messenger RNA. RefSeq names its product (3R)-3-hydroxyacyl-CoA dehydrogenase-like. The record is from RefSeq and is a predicted model, not a curated record. Gene Ontology annotation, molecular function: oxidoreductase activity. Lineage: Eukaryota; Metazoa; Arthropoda; Arachnida; Ixodida; Ixodidae.